UUUGUUUUUGGAAACUGUGUUUCCAAAGAAGGAUCUGAACUUGCACGCUCUUGUUUUGAUGGAAUCGUUGUAUGGCUAGGGCAUUGAAAAUCUUGACACGCUAUAUGCUACUCAGUGCUCCGUCAAUUAACCUUUAAAGCACUAAAUCGAGUUUCUUUAGAGUAGCAUCAGAUAGUCUAUACGAUUAGAUCCUCAAUCUCUACCCAUAAACGUGUAAAAUUAGUAAAUUAAGCGCCACGCCAUCCAUGCAUCCGCCCUGCAUGCAGCUGUUGAGGUGUUCAAUCUUGCUAUCGAGACGUCAUUAACGUCGCGCAAUAUAACUCUAGACCAUCUCCACCCGUUGAUUCAUCUCUCGAACCUUGUAACGUUCGCGUGGCUAUGAUUUCGUACCCGAUUCUGCUGCUCUUCACGGCUUUCUUCCGAGCAUCGACGGCGAACGUCGACGACUACAAGUUUUCUCUCUUUCUCGACAACGAAGAAACGUUCCAGCUGCAGUGGAAAGUCGACAAAAGAGAAGGAUGGAUCGAGUUCCAAGCCAUCGUGAAGACGCUCGGCUGGAUCGGAAUAGGUUUCUCACCAAACGGACAAAUGUCGGGAUCAGACAUCAUCAUCGGAUGGGUAAACAAUGAUCAAGCUUUCCUUCAGGACCGGUUUGCUCGAGGACGGUAUCUACCCGUUAAAGACGACGUCCAGAAUGUCGAGCUCAUCUCAGGAAGAGAAGAGGACUCCGUCACUGUACUGACGUUCAGACGCAGCAUCACAGCUUGCGAGGCAAACGAUAGCGACAUCGAAACUGGCAGCACGCGUCUCAUAUGGGCUUACCACUCCGAAGACCCUGACCCCGAAGGCCUUCGUUUCGAAAAACACGACAAGAAGGGCUCGAGGAGCCUCCACCUAUUGGCUGAUCAUGUCGAUUUCCAACAACGAAAACUAGGAAACGAUGUCCAGACACUCGAUAUCGUCAACAAUCAGACAGUGAUUCGUGGAGACAAGGACAUAGCGCACAUGUGCUCUGUUUUCAAAUUGCCAAAGAGCGAAAUGGAAUACUAUAUUGUUAAGUUUGAUAAAAUAGUGGAACGGGGCCACGAAGAAUUGGUCUAUCACAUUUUUGUCUACGAAUGCCGUCCGACCUCCGAAGUGCACGUCAACGUGUCCUUUGACUGUUCCCAGAAGAAAAACGAGCGCAACUCCAUUCCAAUGUGCCGACUAGGGGCGCCUAUUGCGUCGUGGGCCAAUGGAGAACGAGCUGUUACGUUUCCGGAGGAUGUGGGCUAUUAUAUUUCCGGAUCAAAUGGUACCCGCUUCGUCCUGAUGGAAAUACGUUACAAUAAUUCGAAAAGGAAACAAGGUAUCGUUGAUAGCUCGGGUAUGCGGCUGUGGUACACAGAGAAGAAGCCGCGAUUUAUUGCCGCCAUCUUGGAAGUGGGCAGUGACGUCACGCCUCUUUCGCCCUUCAUCGCACCCGGGAUGAAGAAAUUUGUUUCAAGAGGCGUUUGUUCUUCUGAGUGCACAAACGAAGGUCUUCCACGUCAAGGAAUUCAUGUUCUUGCAUCACUGCUAAACGCCCACACAGCAGCUCGUUCAAUCAGACUACGUCACUUUCAAAGGGGCGUGGAGCAACCAGAAAUCGACAAAAACGAUAAUUUCGACUUCAACCGUCAAGACAUGGUCUUCUUGAGAAGAGAGAUAGAAAUUCAACAGGGGGACACACUGCAGCUUGAAUGCCAGUAUGACACUUCGAGACGAAAUAUCUUCACAUACGGCGGCUAUGAUUCAGACAACGAAAUGUGUCUGGCGUACUUGCUCGUGUAUCCUGCUCCUCGAUUGCGACAAUGCAAGAGUAAACAAAUGGCCGCUGCCAAGCAAUUCCUCCGGACAGCGAAGUCAAACGACUGGAUCCAAAAUAGAACGGAUCUUCGAAGUGAGAGGCUCGCGUCCCUAAUGAGCGACCCCAAAUUCAAACAAGCGUAUUGGAAGCUGGUAAACACGACGAAGGUUUCGCCCGUUUGCAAAGACAGGACGAACACUCGAAUCGGGAAGGGACAACUAACCCAGAGUCGUCCAGCCUCCUCGUGGACUACUAGAGCUCGCUAUCCGAAGUACUGCAACGUACUCGUGAAACCGACGAGUACAGGAGCCAACUCGUCGAGUAACAAUAGCAGGCAUUCUGGAGAUGAUGAAAAGAAUGGCAGUGAUGCAAGUCUGGGCUCGUACAAAGUCAGCAUGGCAGCUCUUGUCGUCACCGCGGCUGUCAUGCUGGACAGCUUGCAAUAUCAAUAAUAGCACAAACGUCUGACAAUCAAAAGUAUCGUGGUCUAGAUUCUAGUGGAUUAGUUAGAGUGUAUGGCAUCACUAGAGAUGUUGCACGCAGUUACCAGCUCAAUCAUCUAGUUGUAAGUAUUACAAAGCUACCGUUAUACCCUAGGCGCGGAAGUGGUAGAAGGUACAU
Corticium candelabrum is the source of this 2449-nucleotide messenger RNA. RefSeq names its product DBH-like monooxygenase protein 1. The transcript is spliced from 15 exons. Gene Ontology annotation, cellular component: secretory granule membrane. NCBI's taxonomy places the organism in Eukaryota, Metazoa, Porifera, Homoscleromorpha, Homosclerophorida, Plakinidae. The record is from RefSeq and is a predicted model, not a curated record. Bases 379 to 2280 code for a protein of 633 amino acids. Gene Ontology annotation, molecular function: dopamine beta-monooxygenase activity; copper ion binding. Gene Ontology annotation, biological process: dopamine catabolic process; octopamine biosynthetic process; norepinephrine biosynthetic process.